Erythranthe guttata (spotted monkey flower) is the source of this 2493-nucleotide messenger RNA. Its product is annotated as early-responsive to dehydration stress protein (ERD4). The record is from RefSeq and is a predicted model, not a curated record. NCBI's taxonomy places the organism in Eukaryota, Viridiplantae, Streptophyta, Magnoliopsida, Lamiales, Phrymaceae. Gene Ontology annotation, cellular component: plasma membrane. Gene Ontology annotation, molecular function: calcium-activated cation channel activity.
AAAAAAAGAAAAAAAAAUGGCAACCAUAGCUGAUAUUGGGGUAUCAGCACUAAUAAACAUACUGAGCAUGUUAGCUUUCUUGAUUGCGUUUGCUCUGCUUAGAAUUCAGCCAAUCAACGACAGAGUUUACUUUACCAAAUGGUACAUUGCCGGAAAAAGGAGCAGCCCUAGAAACAGAGGUGGUGGUGUGGUGGGCAAAAUCGUCAAUCUCAAUUGCAAGACUUAUCUCUCUUUCCUCAACUGGAUUCCCCAAGCUCUCCAGAUGUCUGAGUCCGAAAUUAUCGCCCACGCCGGCUUCGAUUCGGCCGUGUUCUUGAGGAUUUACUUACUUGGUUUGAAAAUAUUCGGACCAAUAGCGGUUGUGGCACUCCUAGUUCUGAUUCCGGUAAACGCUUCGGGUGGAACUUUAUUUUUUCUGAGUCGUGACUUGGUUGUUAGCAACAUCGACAAGCUCUCGAUAUCAAACGUUCGUCCAAAGUCUUAUAAGUUCUUUGUGCACAUAUCUAUGGAAUACUUAUUUACAUUUUGGGCUUGUUACAUGCUUUACAAAGAAUACGAUAGAGUUGCGUCUAUGAGGCUAAAAUUUUUGGCUUCAAAAGACAGGUGCCCCGAACAAUUCACGGUUCUUGUUCGAAACGUGCCACAUAUUUCUGGACAUACGGUUUCCGAUAGUGUCGAGAGCUUCUUUCAGAAAAAUCAUCCAGGUCAAUAUCUGUGUCACCAGGGUGUAUACAGUGCUAAAAAGUUCGCCAAACUUGUUAAGAAAAGAAGCAAGCUUCAAAAUUGGCUCGAUUACAACCAACUCAAGUUCGAGAGACAGCCAGACAAAAGGCCUACACGAAAGACAGGAUUUCUCGGACUUUGGGGCAAAAGGGUCGAUUCCAUCGACUUCUACAACCAAGAAAUUAAAGAUCUUGACGAAAAAAUGAUAAUCGAGCGGCAGAAAAUAAUGAAAGACCCUAAAUCAGUAAUGCCAGCUGCAUUUGUUUCGUUCAAAUCGAGAUGGGGAGCAGCCGUUUGUGCACAGACACAACAGAGCAAGAAUCCGACGCUUUGGCUUACAAGGUGGGCCCCGGAGCCACGUGAUGUGUACUGGAAGAAUCUUGCAAUUCCGUUUGUGUCCCUCACAAUUCGGAAACUCAUGAUUUCGGUAUUAUUGUUCGCAUUGGUCUUCUUUUACAUAAUACCGAUCGCUUUCGUACAAUCGUUGGCCAAUUUAGAAGGGCUCGAGAGGGUUGCUCCUUUUCUCAGGCCAAUAAUCGAAUGGAAGCUGGCGAAGUCAUUUCUGCAGGGAUUUGUUCCCGGUUUAGCUCUUAAAAUAUUUUUAUUCGUUCUCCCUUCGAUUUUAAUGAUUAUGUCGAAAAUCGAAGGGCACGUUUGUUUAUCCGUAUUAGAAAGAAGAACCGCCGCAAAAUACUACUAUUUCAUGUUAGUCAACGUUUUCUUGGGUAGCAUAGUGGCUGGAACAGCUUUCCAACAACUCCAUGCUUUUCUUCACCAAUCCGCCACACAGAUCCCGAGAAAUAUAGGCGUGUCGAUUCCGAUGAAAGCCACUUUCUUUAUUACAUAUAUAAUGAUCGACGGUUGGGCUGGUAUUGCUGGCGAAAUUCUCCGGUUGAAGCCUUUGGUGAUUUUCCAAUUAAAGAAAAUGUUUAUUGUGAAAACGGAACGGGAUUUGGAGAAGGCAAUGGACCCUAAAAGCAUCGAUUUUCCCGAGACUUUACCGAGCCUUCAAUUGUAUUUUCUUCUUGGCACUGUGUACAUGGCUGUCACUCCGAUUCUUCUUCCUUUUAUACUGAUUUUCUUCGCCUUCGCCUUCUUUGUAUAUCGUCACCAGGUGAUUAAUGUGUACAACCAAAAAUACGAGAGUGCAGGUGCGUUUUGGCCGCAUGUGCAUGGUCGAAUUAUCGGGAGCUUGAUAAUAUCGCAGUUGCUAUUAAUGGGUUUAUUGAGCACGAAAAAAGCUGCAAACUCGACUCCGUUUCUCGUGGUCUUACCUAUAUUGACUUUGACUUUCCAUCAAUAUUGCAAGAGUCGCUUCGAACCGGCAUUCAGAAAGUACCCUCUCGAGGAAGCCACGACUAAAGAUACACAAGAUGAAGCGUCUUCUGCAUCUGAUAUCGAAUUAAAAUCGUACUUGUCCGAUGCAUACUUGCAUCCGAUUUUCCAUGCUGUGGAAGAAGUGGAGUUGACCGAAGUCAAAGUGGAUAAACCGAGGCCUAGAUGAAUGGAAAGUAAUAUGUAUAGCCUAGGUGUGAUAUAGGUUAAUAUAACCAUACCGUUUAGCGUUAUCGGAGUUUGAUUUUUCUAUAUAUAUAUCGGUGUUUAGUUUACGUAUAUAAAGCUUUAACUGAGUCUUUUGCAGUUAUCAGAUAGGGUUUAACAUAUAUUGUUAAGAAGCUCAUAUGCUAAUUUUCAGUUGUAGGUUUUGUUAACUGAUGAUGUAAAUGUGUGGAUAUUUGAUUUUUUUAAUUUAAUUAAUUGACCUUCUUA